UGCAUAUUCUAUAGUUUACGAGCCACACUCCACCAACUCUUUCUCACCUAGCCGGAGAAAAAUGGAGGUUUCCGGCAAAACAACCGGUGAGAACCAAAGCUCCGGCAACUCUCAAUCAUCCUUCUCUUUCGCCGCCAAAACGCCAAUUCUGGGACUAAAGCUCUACGUUGUGAUUGGAGUAACGAUUAUAAUCGUGAUCGCAAUUUUUGUUCUGAUUUUUCUAUAUAUUCGUUUGAGGAGAAGCUCGAAACGGCGUCUCAUUGGCGUAAAGCACAGUUCAAGUUUGUUACCUUUGGUUUUCAAAGAGAUCACAGAAAUGAGAGAGUCGGACCAACGGGAAAAUUCUGAAGUUGUUGGUUUUGGGAAGGACGAGAAAGAGAACAAAGCAAUGCUGAUUAAAGAUGUAGAAAAGGGCAUUGAUGAUAAAAGAGGUAGUUCUGAGUCAAGUACAAGCCGGAGCGAGUCAUCGUCGGUAUCGAUGGAAGGUCUGAAUGUUGGGUGGGGCCGAUGGUACAGCUUGACGGAGCUGGAAAUGGCGACCAAUGCAUUUUCAGAUGAGAAUGUGAUUGGUGAAGGAGGUUAUGGUGUUGUGUACAAAGGAGUUUUGCAGGAUGGGUCUGUGAUUGCUGUGAAGAGUCUCUUGAACAACAAAGGUCAAGCAGAGAAGGAGUUCAAGGUAGAAGUUGAAGCCAUUGGAAAAGUAAGGCAUAAGAACCUGGUGGGUUUGAUUGGUUAUUGUGCAGAAGGUGCUCGAAGGUUGCUUGUGUAUGAGUACAUGGAUAAUGGUAAUUUGGAGCAAUGGUUACAUGGAGAUGUUGGCCCUGUUAGCCCUUUAACCUGGGAAAUUCGAAUGAGGAUCGCCGUUGGAACAGCGAAAGGACUGGCCUAUUUGCAUGAAGGAUUAGAACCCAAAGUUGUGCACCGCGAUGUCAAAUCCAGCAACAUUCUUCUGGAUAGGAAAUGGAGCCCAAAAGUAUCAGAUUUUGGACUUGCCAAGUUAUUAGGGUCUGAGAAAAGCUAUGUGACUACGCGAGUGAUGGGGACAUUUGGGUACGUCUCACCCGACUAUGCAAGUACGGGUAUGCUUAAUGAGGGAAGUGAUGUAUAUAGUUUUGGAGUUCUUCUUAUGGAAAUAAUUACAGGAAGGAGCCCAGUUGAUUAUUCCAGGGCACCUGGAGAGAUGAACUUGGUUGAUUGGUUUAAAGGAAUGGUAGCAAGUCGUCGCGGGGAAGACUUGAUAGACCCUCUGAUUGCAGUACAUCCUUCGCCAAGAUCUUUGAAGCGCUCAUUGCUGGUUUGCCUGCGCUGUAUAGAUUUGGAUGCCAAUAAACGUCCAAAAAUGGGGCAAAUCGUACAUAUGCUUGAGGCAGAUGAAUUUCCUUACCGUUCUGAACCUCGGGCGCCCCGUGAAACAGCUCCUCUACAUCCACACGCAGCAGCUACCAAUAAAGUUCAAUUAGCAUCUAAGGACGUGGUUGGCGACAAUGACGAACAAAAAUCAAAAUGGAGAUGAUAUCCACUCGACACACAGCGCAUCAUAAACAUACUAGUUUUGUAAUGGGUAUAUUUUACUUGACUUACAAAGAAGCUUGCAUUCUUCACUUAUUCAAUAGAUCUUGUAUCUUCAUAUACUUCUGCCCCCUUCCCCCUUAUAUUGUCCUCAGUUGAUAUGUGUUGUAUAGACUUCCUUUGAAUGAGUCUUUGUAAAUAUGUGCUUAGUUACAUUAUACAUUCUCCUUUUAAGGAUAUUAAAU
This is a messenger RNA of Ilex paraguariensis (yerba mate), 1754 nucleotides long. Lineage: Eukaryota; Viridiplantae; Streptophyta; Magnoliopsida; Aquifoliales; Aquifoliaceae. The record is from the annotation of a GenBank genome assembly.